UCUGACCGUCUGCGCAACUGCCCCUUCCCUGUUCCCAGCGGGAAGGACAUGAGUGUUCCUGGGCCGACGUCCCCGGACGGGAUCCUGGCAGGGCCACCCCACGACCUCGGGGCCGGGAAGCUGACGCUGGGUUUAAGUGACACUUCGCCAGAUGAAGGGUUACUAGAGGACUUGACUGUAGAGGACAAAGCUGUGGAGCAGCUGGCAGAAGGAUUGCUUUCUCACUACCUGCCAGAUUUGCAGAGAUCAAAACAAGCUCUUCAGGAACUCACACAGAACCAAGUUGUAUUACUAGACACACUGGAACAAGAGAUUUCGAAAUUUAAAGAAUGUCAUUCUAUGUUGGAUAUUAAUGCUUUGUUCACUGAAGCUAAACACUAUCAUGCCAAGUUGGUGAAUAUAAGAAAAGAGAUGCUGAUGCUUCAUGAAAAGACGUCCAAGUUAAAAAAAAGAGCCCUUAAACUGCAGCAGAAGAGGCAGAAAGAAGAGUUGGAAAGGGAGCAGCAACGUGAGAAGGAAUUUGAAAGAGAAAAGCAGUUAACUGCCAAACCAGCUAAGAGGACAUGAGAAGCCGAGAGAGUGUGUGUGUGUCCCCACUUCCUGCCUGUGUGGCUGGCAUCCAGGGUGGCCUCAGUGAGACUAGAGUGAAGGUAGUGCCUUACACCACUGUCUCACGUCUUGCAGUUCUUUCCCAGGACUGCUCUCUCCCUAUCUUCCUUUCCACAUUCAAGAAGCUUCCCCCAAAGCAGAAGACAUAAUGUCACUCGGUUUGAGUAUUUAUGUGUAAUUUUCCAACUUCUGUUGUGCGUACUUUUCAAAUUUAUUAUUUUGGCCUUGAAUGAUAUAUAAACUGGGACAUGGUACAGACUCUAAAUGAUUAAAAACUAGGAUGAGUUUUGUACCAUCUUGGUAAGUGUGGAUUUAAAAGAUUCAGUUUCUCAUUUAUGGAAUAACUUGCCUUUCUGGCAACCCAGUGCUGGUUUUUGGUAAUUGCCUUUUCAUUGGUUGGUUAAGAAGAAAUGCUAACUGUUUAAUUACAUAUGCCAUUGGAAAAGAGUUGGUAUAAGCCUUUGUGAAGAAGAUGGUGGAGACAUGUGUACACAGGAAAUAGCAUCUUAAACGUGGGACAGGUGGGCAAGAUUCCAGACAGAUCCUGCUAACCAUCUCCUCUGCUUCCUAAUGUUGCUCUUUCGUUCGUAUGUUCUCCGUGCUGAAAGUAGAUGAUCCCUACUUCUGAUGUCUGACAAGGGUGAUAGAGCUGUCACAUGCUCAAGUAGGCUACAAUAUUUAUAAUACUUAGAGUUGUCACACACUGAGAUCCAGUUGUCAAAUUGAUAAGAUAUGAGUCCAACUUUCCAUUGGAAGGUCUUGUCGCUAGAUCUGUCUGUCCUCUGAUUUGCUCUGUGGCCUUACAUGUGGUUAUUUUUUCUGUGCUUUUAAAAAAAUUCGUAAAGUAGAAUGAUACCUAUAGCAACUACCCAUUUUAUAAAUAAUAAUAAGAAUGGUGGAAAAUUAGCAAAUAGCUUCUUCACACAGAGGCAGCAUGAUACCUUUAGUAUUUUCUAGAUUGUUCCCCUCCAUAUUUUCAGUAGAACCUAUGUGAGGGAAAUAUUACAUGAAGUUUCAUUUUUUAAGAUUGAGAGUAUAUUAUUCAUUGUUUUAGUGUUAUUUAAUAUCCAACUGGUCUUCAAUCUCUAUUACAUAGAGACUGUACAGAACCUAUAAAGGUGUAUGCUUAGAACUGUGUAUCUUUUGUAGUCUACAUUACAUUUUGGUAAGCUGGAAUCACUACCUCUGAUCUUAUAUCAGGCCAAUUAAUCAGGGAGAGGGCUUUAGAUUUAAGCUGACUGCUCAAAACUGGUCUGUUUAAAGGUUUUAAACAGUUUAUUGGAAAGCCAGUCCCUUUAAUGAAUGAAUUAUGAUCUCACAAUUUACUUGACUUUACUGGAUAUUUAAAAAUAUAAAUAGAUCUUAUCUUAGCUUAAAAGGCCACAUUUGCCCUCAGACACUAGCUAAAACUUGCCCAGGGCAGGAGUCAUUAACACCUGAAUUGCUGAAUGUCCUCAUUUAGAAAGGCGGUGCAUUGUUUUUCAGAGUGGUUUAUGGACCAGCUGCAGUGAUUAUUUAAAAUGCUGGUUCCUGGACACCAAGCUCUGAAUCUAACCGAAGCAAAUCUAUUUGUUUGUUUGUUUUGUCUUUUUUUUUUUUUUUUUAAUAAAAACCCCGCCGGUGAUUCCUGAUGUAUCUUAAAAGUUGAGACUCACUGGUCUAGUGGUCUAGGUCAGAGGUUCACACUAGGCUGCAUGCCUUUAUCACCUGGGAACUU
Molecule: messenger RNA, 2326 nt
Organism: Lutra lutra (Eurasian river otter)
Lineage: Eukaryota; Metazoa; Chordata; Mammalia; Carnivora; Mustelidae
Gene: BLOC1S6
Product: biogenesis of lysosomal organelles complex 1 subunit 6
Exons: 5
Coding region: 49-567 (172 amino acids)
Biological process (GO): intracellular transport
Cellular component (GO): BLOC-1 complex; transport vesicle; extrinsic component of membrane
Source: RefSeq, a predicted model, not a curated record